AUGGCCUUGCUCUCUUGUGCAGGAAGCAUUGAGUAUGGUCCAUCUGAGCCGUCAUUGUCCUGGGUCUGUGAGAUCCAGGAAGACCCUGCCACUCGAGGCGAUUGGUGGGAUGCCCCUCGCACAGCACUUGACUCUGCACUUGUAGAGGCCUGUCGAGAGCUUGGGCUUCACCUUUGUCAGCUCCUCACUCAAGCGUGCUAUCUACCGCCCUAG
Penicillium oxalicum is the source of this 213-nucleotide messenger RNA. RefSeq lists its product as uncharacterized. Bases 1 to 213 code for a protein of 70 amino acids. The record is from RefSeq and is a predicted model, not a curated record. Lineage: Eukaryota; Fungi; Ascomycota; Eurotiomycetes; Eurotiales; Aspergillaceae. The transcript has a single exon.